Messenger RNA from Dicrocoelium dendriticum, 1395 nucleotides. The record is from the annotation of a GenBank genome assembly. Lineage: Eukaryota; Metazoa; Platyhelminthes; Trematoda; Plagiorchiida; Dicrocoeliidae.
AUGCACAAACUGUUGUGUUUUGCAUUAAUCGUUUGUCAUUUUUUCUAUGCUGGUUCUCUUCAAGCACAGAGCAGGGGACGGAACGUAUUCCGUCUUCGGGGGUUGACUUCAGAAAAUAAGGAGAAGAUAGAUAGCCUGAAAGAUAUAAAUCGACUGACAAACAAGAUUAUUGCAACGACAGAAUCUCCCAAAUCAAAUACUGGCCAACAAGGCGGGGACGAAAUUCAACAUUCCCCUUUGCGGUAUAUACUAAUCAGCUUGGAUCACUAUGAGGAAUGGUCAAACUGGUCGCAGUGUGUUAUACCCAGCUGCAUUCAGUAUCGCUAUAGACGGUGUACUGACGAUUCCUGGAAGCAAAUCCAUCUGAGUAAAUCCGGAAAAUACAACUGCCCUAGUACAAUCAGUGUGGAGACACGCCGAUGCAUUGACCAGACGGGCUGUCCAGUACCUGGGACGUUCCCCAACUGUGGCAUUCGACCCCAGCACUUGAGUAUCGAGCCCAAAAUUGUGGGGGGAGAAAACAGCCUUCCAAACGCUUGGCCGUGGUUGGAUGUGUGGUGCAUUCAUCAGAAACACAAUAAACCAUUUUCCACAGAAGCUGAAGUAAACGUUGCCUGUCUGCCAGUCGACUACACUGCUCCGGAUCAUGGUACAGAAUGCUACGCUGUUGGAUGGGGCGAACUGCAAUCUAGCGUGGACACUAGUUUCUUCGAUGCAUUUUGGAGUCUGUUAGGGAACUCAACUAAAGCGGGUUUCAAAUAUCCAAUGCCUCAGACCCAGGACAAUAAAAUGGUGUCGGAUCAAUUACGUGAGGUCAGAUUGACAGUUUUGGAUGCUAAGGAAUGCAGUAACUACUAUACCGAUCUUGACGAGAAACGGAUACUUUGCGCAGGUUCAAAUGGAAAGGGCGCAUGUUUCGGUGACAGUGGAGGUGGGCUAUAUUGUCGAUCACCAAGUUCGAAAGCGUGGUUCGUUGCCGGGGUGACAAGUUUCGGCCACAGCAGUAGAUGCGGACUUAUCCCGGGCGGUUUCACUUCAGUCAAUGCGCAUCGGGGUUGGAUUUGGAGAACAAUUGCCCACUCAACAUCAGAGAUGAAGGUGAAACCCGAGCAAUUAAUAUUCGAAAGAAAACUGAUGGAAAGAAUAAAGGAUGAAGCUGGAGUAAGCGGGUUGCUGGAUAACACUGCAGUAUUCGAAAGAAAACUGACGGAGAGAAUAAAGGAUGUAACUGAAUUGCUGGAUAACACUGCAGGCGCAGCUAACGAUCAAUUCACAACGACUGAAAUGGAACUGGGACAAAGCAACGUAACUGGAUCAACCAGAAGAAGCGGAAGCACUUUUAUAUUGAUUGCUUGUUCAGCGAUCUGCGCGGUGUAUUUCGAAGUAGCUGGAUGA